Molecule: messenger RNA, 891 nt
Organism: Recurvomyces mirabilis
Lineage: Eukaryota; Fungi; Ascomycota; Dothideomycetes; Mycosphaerellales; Teratosphaeriaceae
Exons: 5
Coding region: 1-891 (296 amino acids)
Molecular function (GO): oxidoreductase activity, acting on NAD(P)H as acceptor
Source: RefSeq, a predicted model, not a curated record
AUGGCCAACAUUCACACUCCCAUACCGAAUCUGAAGCUCAGCGAUGGCAAUAGCAUCCCGAUGCUCGGCUACGGUACCGGUACGGCCUGGUACAAAAGUGGCGAUGAAGGCAAAAUCGAUCAAGCUUGCAUAGACAGCGUCAAAAUGUCUCUCGGUCUCGGCUACUACCACCAAGACGGUGCGGAAGUCUACAAGACAGAGACGGAGUUGGGUGCAGGGCUUAAGCAAGCCAGUAUAGCUCGCGAGAAGCUCUUCGUCACGACGAAAGUCAUUAGCAACAUUUCCGAUAUUCCUAAUGCUCUGAGGACGAGUCUCAAAAAGCUGGGCCUCAGCUACGUCGAUCUAUACCUCAUCCACUCGCCCUUCUUCAGCGAGGACAAAGCCGAACACCAACAGAAAUGGAAGCAGAUGGAACAGCUCAAGGACGAAGGUCUCACCAAGUCCAUUGGACUCAGCAACUACCUCCCAGCACAGAUGGACUGGAUCCUCGAAGGGGCCAAAUACCCGCCUGUCAUCAACCAAAUUGAAUUCCAUCCUUAUCUGCAACAUGAGGGUAUCCUUGAAUACCACAAGAAGCACAACGUCGCCACAGAAGCCUACGCAUCCCUCACGCCCGUGACAAAAGCCUCUGGCGGACCCAUCGACGACAUCCUCGCCGCUCUGUCAAAGAAAUACGCCGUAGGCCCCAGUGAGAUCCUGCUUCGAUGGUGUAUCGAUCAAGAUGUCGUUCCCAUCACUACCUCUGGCAAAGAACAACGUCUGAGCGACUAUCUACGAGCCAUGACGUUCAAAUUGACGCCCAAGGAGAUUCAGCAGAUCAACGAGGCUGGCAAGCAGAAGCAUUUCCGCGGUUUUUGGACGCACAAGUACGAUGAGAAGGACCACAGAUGA